Messenger RNA from Colius striatus (speckled mousebird), 6044 nucleotides. Its product is annotated as serine/threonine-protein phosphatase 4 regulatory subunit 1. The transcript has 20 exons. Gene Ontology annotation, molecular function: protein phosphatase regulator activity. NCBI's taxonomy places the organism in Eukaryota, Metazoa, Chordata, Aves, Coliiformes, Coliidae. Gene Ontology annotation, biological process: protein dephosphorylation. The record is from RefSeq and is a predicted model, not a curated record. Bases 214 to 3084 code for a protein of 956 amino acids.
CCUGACUACACCCGCCCGGCGCCGCCGAGGUUUUCUUCUCUCUCAGGAAGGGACAGCGAGUGCUGAGGGGCGGAUUCACCCCCUGGCAGCAGCUGUUUAUCAAACCGGUCGCGUUCCGGGUGCGCAGGGGCUGACCUGGGGGAAGGAAGUAUCGGUGGCUCCUCCCUCUGCCCUCCCGCUCCCCUCCUCCUCCUCACCCAUGUCCAUUCCAAGAUGGCCGGGAUUCCUUUGUAUUUUGUGGAUUUGCAGGAUGACUUAGAUGAUUUUGGAUUUGAAGAUUAUGGACCAGACUGUGAUAGCAUGAGGAUAACAGCAUUCUUGGAUAUUCCUGGACAGGAUAACUUAACUCCACUGGCUCGUCUAGAAAAAUAUGCUUUCAGUGAUAACAUAUUUAACAGGCAAAUUAUUGCCAGAGGUCUUUUGGAUGUCUUUCGAGAUUUCAGUAAUAAUGAAGAAGACUUCCUGACUGUAAUGGAAAUAGUGGUCAGACUCUCUGAAGAUGCAGAACCUACUGUACGUACAGAGCUGAUGGAACAAAUACCUCCUAUUGCCAUUUUUCUGCAAGAAAGUCGACCAAAAUUCCCAACAGCAUUUUUUGAAUACCUUAUGCCCAUAGUAGUGAGAUACCUCACAGAUGUUAACAAUCAGGUUAGAAAGGCAGGUCAAGAAGCACUGCUUAUACUGCUAGAACAAGAUCUUGUUGCUCAGAGUGACAUUGAAAAUAAGGUGUGUCCAAUUCUGUUGGACCUCUCUGCUCCUGACAGUGAUGAUGAGUACAAGGUGGAAGCUGUUAAUAUUAUCUGUAAAAUGGCUUCCAUGUUGAGCAGAACAACCGUUGAACGCAUGCUGCUUCCUCGUUUCUGUGAACUGUGCAGCGAUGGGAAAUUGUUUCAAGUCCGAAAGAUUUGUGCAGCUAAUUUUGGUGACAUUUGUAAUGCAGUUGGGCAAGAAGCCACAGAAAGACUGUUGAUUCCAAAGUUCUUUGAGCUGUGUUCCGAUAGUGUUUGGGGAAUGAGAAAAGCUUGUGCUGAAUGCUUUAUGGCAGUGUCUUAUACCACAUCGCCAGAAGUUCGUAGAAGCAAACUAUCCCCACUGUUUAUCAAUCUUAUUAGUGACACUUGCAGAUGGGUUCGUCAGGCUGCUUUUCAGUCUCUUGGCCCAUUUAUUUCUACCUUUGCGAACCCUUCAAGUGCUGGUCUUUACAUUCGAGAGGAUGGGACACUGAGUAUCCGACCAUCAACACAAGAUGUGAAUUCUAAUUCUUAUCAGCCAAGCAACAAUAUAAAUUUAACAUCCUCUAGUACAAAUGCUACAUUGUCCAGUUCAGAACAACCAAUGGAAAUCAAACCAGAAUCAUCGACUGAGGAGACUUCAGCUGAAGUUAAUGCCAAUCUCUCAGUUGGGAACCUAAAUAAAGAUGCAUGGGAAGAAAGUUCAGACUGUACCAGUCCUGGAGAAGACAUGUCUCAAUUGUCUCAGGGUGACAAAGUUGCUGCUGGUGCUGUAGAAGUCACAAAGGACAGCAGUUUUCCUCCAAGGAACUCAGGACUACAGUCUGCUGAGGAUGUAUUUAAUACUUUUUUGUACUGGCGCCCUCCUCUGCCUGAUAUAAGUCAGGAUCUGGAGUUGCUUCAGUUCAAGACCGAAAAGCACAAAGAGAGCUGCUCUGUGCCAUGUAAUAACUGCGUUGCUAGUUGUGAAAUAAAAAAGGUUCUAGAAAGCUUACAGGAGCACAUAGAUGAUCCGGAUGUUCAAGCUCAGGUGCAAGUAUUGUCUGCUGCUCUUAGAGCUGCUCAGUUUGAUUCUGUUGGUGAAUAUGAGACCAAAAAAAUGGAAGAAAGCAGUGGCAAACUUCAGAACAAAACUAUUUCAGAUGAAACAGCUGUUUCAGAUGCUACGUGCAGCCAGGUGAAGGAAGAUAGUCUUUCAUCCCCUGCCUCCCGGAAUAACAUCAGUGACCAGUCUACCAGCAGUACACUAAAAAGCACAGAUUCAGAGGAACAACAUGGAGGAACUGGGGUAUUUUUAAAGAAAGAGCAAGAAAAUAAUCCACCACUUGAAGAUGACAAAUCAAAAUUACAGGAUAUCAUACCUCAACCUUUAUUAGACCAGUACUUGUCAAUGACUGACCCAGCUCGAGCCCAGACUGUUGAUACUGAAAUAGCCAAACACUGUGCAUACAGCCUUCCUGGGGUGGCCUUAACACUGGGCAGGCAGAACUGGCACUGCCUGAAGGACACGUACGAGACGCUGGCCUCGGAUGUACAGUGGAAGGUCCGUCGGACACUGGCUUUCUCCAUCCAUGAGCUAGCAGUUAUUCUGGGGGAUCAGCUAACAGCUGCUGAUCUGGUGCCAAUUUUUAAUGGAUUCUUGAAAGAUCUGGAUGAAGUGCGCAUUGGUGUCCUUAAACACCUGUAUGACUUUCUGAAGUUACUUCAUGCAGACAAAAGGCGAGAAUAUCUUUACCAACUCCAAGAAUUUGUGGUGACUGAUAACAGUAGGAACUGGAGGUUUCGUUACGAGCUGGCAGAGCAGCUGAUCCUGAUACUGGAACUCUACAAUCCCAACGAUGUCUAUGACUACUUACGCCAUAUUGCACUAACUCUUUGCUCGGAUAAAGUUUCAGAAGUUCGGUGGAUCUCCUUCAAACUGGUUGUAGCAAUAUUACAGAAGUUCUAUGCAAACAAUGCAAAUGCACUGGGAUUAAAUUUCAUUAAUGAACUUGUAGUGCGGUUUCGUCACUGCUCCAAGUGGGUUGGAAGACAAGCUUUUGCCUUCAUUUGUCAGGCUGUGGUAGAAGAAGAAUGUAUGCCUGUGGACCAAUUUGUUGAACACUUACUCCCCAGUCUUUUAAGCCUUGCUUCAGAUCCUGUGCCAAACGUGAGGGUUCUGCUGGCCAAGGCUCUGCGUCAGACCUUGCUAGAGAAAGCUUAUUUUAAAAGCGUUGGCAAUCCUCAUCUAGAAGCUGCAGAAGAGACCAUUCAAGCCCUGCAGUCUGACAGAGAUCAAGACGUGUCCUUCUUUGCCACCAUAAAACUAAAACAGGGUAAUAUGGACAAGACAACCACUGAAAAACAAGACUGAUGUGUUGUUCUGUAGACUGAACAUUAAAAUGGUUCUUCACCUUAUGUGUCUGGUUAAUAUGAAUAACAUGGACAAAUAAGGUUUUUGUUACCUGCUUGAGCUGGUAAGGGUCUAUUGAGAAAUGUUACGCUUUUCAUUUCACGACCACAUUUCAUCUGCAUCUGUGUGUUCCCGUCCAACAUGCAGGAGUAAUUAUUUCUGUUUUUUUCACGGUAAAUGUGGGUGAUAACUGUGACUUCACCUGCAGUCAAAUAUUUUAUGUAAAGUCUUACACCACACUUAGUGUUUCAUAUUUCAUUUUUAAACAAAAUGUUUCCAGUAGUAGCAGUCUACUGUAAGCUUGAAAUGGUUUCUAAAUCUUAACCUGAUUAUAGGAAACCUACAUGAAGAUAUUAUUUCCAAACUUGUAGUUUUUGUAUUGUUUCAUGUAUUGCAUUUUAAUUGAAAAAAGUGUAUAUAUGUGAAUAGUUUUGAGUUUUAACAAAAAGCUAUGAAGAAUUUCAUUCUGUAUCAGUGGGGAAAAAAAGCUCAAUUUCAUUUUGUAGUUACUCUGAUUGAAUUAAGCCAUGGUUCAUUUUUAAUUAAUAUAAUGUGAUAUUUCUUAAACCACAGAGAGCUCAAGACUCUUCAUAUAUUGUGACUUUACUAUUAAUUUGUUAUUCCUGAGCUAUACCCUUACAGGUGUUAAGAGGUUUGUUUAUAUUACUGUUGGAUCUCAUAAUGGUAGGUAGACUGUAAAUUUCCCAAAUUGGAAGUUACCUGUUCUGCCCAAGCAAAUUGACUUUUAGGGCUUCAGUUCCUGCAAUGUGUGUUCUAUCUGUAGAAGGGUAUUAGAGUGUUAUAGACUAGAGUUUUUAUUUCACAUACACACCUUGUUUAAAAAACACCUUUUAACUGGUCCGGUGUUCAAAUCCCAAACAGCUUUUUAGUUUGUUCCUAAGAAAUAAAGGACCUCUAAAGUCUGGAAAAAACCCAAAUGGCAAAUGUUGAGGAGAAAGAUGGUGACAUGAUUUGCUCUACAAUGGCUUCUCUUGAUCGUAUGGUAAAGUCUGGGGCAACAGCAGCUGAAGCUUACUGAGAUCCUUAAGCUUAAGUAGGAUGUGUUCUGUGUAUGUAAACAGAGUUUUGGAAGAAAUAAAGAAUAUACAGAUAGAACAAAGUUCUGCUAAAAAAGAAACUGGAUAGCUUCUGACCAGUUUAAAAAAUGAUAAAGCUGAUGAUACUUUUUGGUGGAUCCUGUGUCUGCAGGCCCCACAAAUCUACACAUUUGGGACCUGAAAAAAAAAAGUUUCUUUUUUAGAUUGUGGAUUGAAACUUUGUCCUGCUAAAAAACUAAUGCUUAAGUACUGAAGAAAUGGCUUCAUAUAGUAAGUUACUUUUUCCUCUGUGAAGACAAUACUUAUCAUGGAUGUGUGUAAAUAUCUCCCCUUAUUUCACUGUUACUCUAGUUUAAAAUUCACACGGGUGAAGACUUUUACAGAAAACACUUUUUUGUUUUUUGUUCUGGCUUGGCUGCAACCCAGCAGGUAGGUUCCUCAUCUGGGUUCUGUCUUUUUGGAGGGCUCACUUUUGUAUAAGUUUGUUCAGCGAGUCUUGUAUUAUAAUGUGUACAGUAUUUGUAACAAAUUGCUUUCUUUUCAGAUCACUAAAUGCUUUUUGGAAGUUGCAGGCAGAAAUAUACCACUGCUAUUACAGCAAACAUAGCAACUGUAAAUUCUGCAGCCUUCUACAUUUAAUUUUUUACAGUUUUUUUAAAUAAUUUAAAACAAAUGCUUCUUCAGUACAGAUUUUUUUAUUAUUGCAAUUUCUUAAUAAAAAGACUCCCUCGAGUUAAUUUUUUCUAAUUCUAAUAUCUUUUUCUAAUGCUGGCAUUAUACUGGUAUUUUCUAACAGGUCAAUUUUCUAAGACCUUUCUGACAAGGUUUUACUUCUUCUUUUGUUAUUAUCAGCUCGUUAAAUUUCUCAGCACUGAACAAAUUUUUUUAAGUGUGUGUAUAUGUAAGUAUGUUUGAAAUGUACUGUAUAUAAAUUAAAUACUUCAAAUGUUAACCCAACCCAGGUUUCUCUUUGUCAGAUAAUCUUAGAUAGUUACCUUGACUUGCAAUAAUCCACUGGAAAACACAAGCUUUGUCUGUGUUAGCAUGUUUGAUUCUUGUUCAUAGAGAGUUUUCAGUUAGAGUGUGUGUAAACAGCCACCAGCUAGAAAAGUUCACUAAAUGGCUAAUCAAAGUUCUUAGUUUUUAAGAAUGUUUUGGUACCUCUCUGGCUCCAGAAAUCAUGUCAGUUUUAAAUGAUCUGAUUUCAGGAGAGCAUUUGAGAACUUUUGUUUAAAACUCUGCAGUUGCAUGCACUAAUGGGGGACAUCAUAGUUUUGGGGUGGGUUUUUUGUAGACAGUGUGAAGGUCUGAUAAACAGAUUUACCCUCUACAAGGUUUGUCUUUUUUUGGCUUAGUUUUAAAGUAGAAAUGUUUUCAGCAUGAUUAAAGACCGCACCUUGUCUUGUACUAGACAAAUGUAUGCAAUGGUGAGGAACGUGGUGUGCUCACAUACAGUUCUCUGGGUUGUUACAAUUAUGCAAAAAGAUGUGCUUUAGAAGCCAGGUGGAGCAAAGUUAGGUAGCUGAUCCACAACAGCAGUAUGAACAUCACUUUUAACCAUUUCUACCUAAGGAAUGUGAAAAUAAGGUUAGUGGGUGCUCUGUUGCUUGUGUGCUAUAGGAAAUGAUCAAGCACUGGAGUCCAGAGCAUGUCAGUUGUGUUGCUUAGAGUUCUGCCUCGCUGGUACCUCCUGCAGGAUAUGCAUGUGGCACCAGUGAGGAUGCUGCUUGAGGGGCAGUGGUGUCUGUACAGUGGUGUUUAGAACCCAGUUACCUGGAGACACUCUGGAAGUGUCACUCCGUCAGAGAAUCUAUGUAACUUUGUAUUUAUCUCAAUAAAUCCUAUGACUGUUUUAUAAACCAA